GUCUGGCUGACAUUACCUCAUGGUCGCUGUCGUUGGUUCCUGGCCUUGCCGACGACGUCACAUCACUUCUAGUCAUUAUGGCUAGCAGGUCAACUACGCUUUCCCGUCAGUCGCCCAGCCGGAAAGGCCCGGGAGGGCCGCGGCAGUCUGGACUACCUGGGCAGUUGCCCAGUGGCACAGUGUUAUCUGCCUCCAUGCCGGCAGUUCGGACACACACGCCAACGGCUGUCUGCAUGUGUACGGAGCCAGUCAAGGCCUUAUCCUAAUUGUCGCCGUCCGAGCCUCGUUCUUUGCUUCUAUCCUCGCCUGUGUCUCCCAGGCCUUGGGUCGAGACCGCGUUCCAAAAGAGGCGUCAGAUCGGGAUCAGCACCCUUCUUCAAUCCCCCGAUCCUCUUUGGGGACGACGGUGGCGCCAUGUUGAGAUUAUCAGGUCUAGAAUGCCCUGCCCAGAGCGGUGUGACGCCCCUCGAUUUCUCUUGUGGUCGGUGAGCGGACGGAAACUUGCCUGCAAAGCCCAACAUAUUUGGGCCAUAUGUGGCUUGGCCUUUGACACGUGCGUCCCGGAUGCGUGUUUUCUGGCAGAUCCCGACCUUGCUGGAGACACCGCCAGUGGGACAACCGUGCGCAACUAACGCCUCACCCGAAAGGUAAUUGGAUUGGUGGUACGGACCAAGCAGCACGGGAUCGGGGAACAUUCAAUUUUUUUUUUUGGCUUUUUCUCUUUGACUGUUCUCUCCAAUCCCAAACGCAAUCCCGGCAGAGGGAGAUCGGCAUUAUGCCAAGCAAACAGAUGCGUGGUGGGGACCUUGACUCACCUCCAGAGUUGUGUACUUACGAUACUGAAAGUCGACUGUGACAGACGCCAAGAUUUGCCCAACCGCAAAAGAUGCCGAACAUGAGGUCCCUAGAGCGCCUAUCACAUCUUGCCGGGACGCCGUCGGUGCUUUACACCAGCAAGCUUCCCUCAGCCGACGUGUUACCCAACUUCCGGCUAGAGAGUCGCCCCUUUGCGCUCCCAUCGUGUCAUCUCUCUUGCCCGACUGACCAUGCGGAAUCUAUCACCAAUCGCAGCGCCGGGUUCUCUGUCGUCGGGCCCGACGUCACUCAGUCCCCUAGGUGGAGCGGGUGACCUCUGCGCGAAGCAAACGAGGGAUAUAAAGUCAGCUUCGUCAGCCUUGAAAAUCUUGUCCGAUUCCCCUUGAUACUCGACUGAGCCAGACAAACGACCUGGACACAAUUCACAAAGCCACCCAUAUCAAAAAGAUUCAACAAGAGUCGUACGAGUUACACACUACACCAUGUCAGACACAGGACGUCACCGGCGUUCGCCAACACCUUACCCAAGCCGCGGCCACAGCAGGCACUCGCAUCGGCAGUCAAAUGCUUCGCGGCUUUUGAGCAGGCUCAUGGACAAUGCUCUGCACCGAUGUGGCCUAGGCCGUCUAGAGCCGGUGCGCAAAGACGAUGAGAAGGCAGAGACCCGGCGAUCAAGCACGGGCUCGACGCAACCCCUUCGAGAGAAACCGUCCCACGACGCUACGACAACAGGACGCGGAAGCUCAGCCGCCGGCUCACAAGGCCGCGUCGCUGAGGGUCGAUUCCGCCGACUGAUCAGUAGAAUGGUUUCCCGCAUCACGGGCCUCACCUGUGCCAUUUUAGAUCUCGGCCUCAGGAAGCCAUCCCUGUCCCGUCGUCAUCAUCGCGGCCGACGCCGUGGAACGUGGAGAGGCUUCAACUUCGGCCGAGGCUCGAGGAAGCUCGGGAUGAGAUCCGUGUCCCCCCGCAAAAAGGACCGAUAUCCCCGCGCCGACAGCGAGGACUGGAACCCUCCGCAACCCCGCAAACGAAGCGCCCAACCAGACGAUGCCAGCGACAGGAUACGGGGCCGCUCACACGACUCAGCCCCGGUCCACUGUCGACUACAAGAAGACCAACGAGAGAAGCUCCGGGCCGGGUUGGAGGAGCUCCAGGUGGCCAUGCGGUCAGAAAGCGGCCCCCACCGUCCCAGCGACCCCCCGACGGCUGCGGCUAGGGCCAAGUUUGCAGAGCAUGUUGACCGACUAGUGGACGUGGCCUCGGGCGCCGAGGAUCUGAGGCUAUCAGCCCGACACGACACGGCAAGCGACGACGGAAGUGGACGACAAAGAGGGAGGCAAUGGGGACGCAGCGGAUCGAUCAGGUGGGACGACCGGACCACCAUCUCGUCGUCUAGCGAGCGCAGGUAACCGAAGCGCGCAUCCCGCCGAGCUCUCUCAAGGAGAGAACAAGACGAGACGGUCCCCUUGGUGGGAAGAAGCCCAAUUGCGACCACGGGCUGAGACGGGGUCGACGAAUCCCGUUACGAAGAUGGCGCCGUUUGCCCGCCGCCGGAGAAGCGGCUACGUCAUUGGGCCUGAAGCGUGGGCAGAGGGACACCCGAAAGUGGCUCGAUCGUCUCCUGAUUGUCGCUCGGGCCGGGACCGGGGAGAAGUCCUUUUCUGGGUGGGAAGGGAUUGACGCCUUUAGUCCCUGGACCAACCGAUGUCAUGUGGUCCAGCGCCGGCGGGAUAAGAAAAAAAGGCAGGGCGAACCUCAUGGCUGCGACGGAUGCCACGUUUCCCAGAGCGGGGCAAGAUUGCGCAAGAGGUGGAUGGACGAGGGGAGAGGAGAGGAGGGAAGGAGAUAUUCGAUGUGGCUGCUGCCAUUGCCGUGUCUCACGGCUUCGGAUUGCACGGCGUGCUGCUGGGACGGCAUGUAAGAUGGCGAGAUUGACUGCAUCUCCAAGGCCUGUUUGUGUUUGGGCGGGAUUGAUUGAUUGAUUGAUUUCCUGGGGGACUUGUAGGUGUUUUGUGUUUUGGGCUGCGAGGAUUUGGUUGUCGAAUGGGGCACACGGGCACAUCCCUGUUUCCCCGCCGCGCGGCCGCGAGACGCAAAAGACGUGCGACCAACAAUGCGCGCCAAUCCCGAGCAUCGGGCUCCAGGUGGUGCCCAACGGGUUGGUUGUGGAUAGUACUGGGCUUGGGUCUCGGGAGCCAAGAAAAUUGGAUGGGCACAUCCGGCCACUUUUGUCCCUGCUUUCGCUUUCAGCUGCCGAUAUGGAUUCGGUGUUGGCAUCGCAGGGUCAAGGACAGUAGGUAUGGCAGAAAAUGUGAUUAAAAUCUCGUAUGUCAAUUGCAUGGGGAUAGGUAGAUUCAUGGUGUAGAGCCCAACCAACACAAACUGAUACUAAUACAUUAAAACGCC
Messenger RNA from Gaeumannomyces tritici R3-111a-1, 3222 nucleotides. RefSeq lists its product as hypothetical. Lineage: Eukaryota; Fungi; Ascomycota; Sordariomycetes; Magnaporthales; Magnaporthaceae. The transcript has a single exon. The record is from RefSeq and is a predicted model, not a curated record. The coding region runs from base 1299 to 2225 and encodes 308 amino acids.